Molecule: messenger RNA, 2515 nt
Organism: Monodelphis domestica (gray short-tailed opossum)
Lineage: Eukaryota; Metazoa; Chordata; Mammalia; Didelphimorphia; Didelphidae
Product: keratin, type II cytoskeletal 79-like
Biological process (GO): intermediate filament organization; keratinization
Cellular component (GO): keratin filament
Molecular function (GO): structural constituent of skin epidermis
Source: RefSeq, a predicted model, not a curated record
GUGGGAGCCCACAAGCUACCUCUCUUGGAAGCAGAUAAAAGGACCAUCUCCUUGCACUCCUGGGAUAUUCAGGGCCCUCUCAGCCUGACUGUGACUCUCCUCAUCUUUCUCCUCAGUAUUCAUGAGGGCCUCCAUGUCUCGCCAGGCUUACAGCACCAAAGGGGGCUUCAGCUCCUCCUCAGCCUCUGGUGGCCGUGGUGUGGGUGGUACUAGGACCCACACCAGCUUCAGCUCCAUGACAAUGUCCAGAGGUGGGAGCAGGCUUGGGGGUGCUGCCUAUUGCAGCCCAAGGGGCAGCUUUGGUAGCCACAGCCACCACAAUCUGGGUGCUAAUACACGAAUCUCUGUCAGUAUGGCUCAGGGUGCAUCCCAUGGGAGGUCCUUUGGGGGCUUUGGUGUUGGGGCUGGCAGCUAUUUAGGCCUGGGCUCCAGCAGGCCAAACUUUGGGGCCUCCUGCCCCCCUGGAGGCAUCCAAGAGGUGACUGUCAACCAAAGCCUGUUGACUCCCCUCAAUGUGGAGAUUGACCCUGAGAUCCAGAGGGUGAGGACUCAGGAGCGGGAGCAGAUCAAGACCCUCAACAAUAAGUUUGCCUCCUUCAUCGACAAGGUACGAUUCCUGGAGCAGCAGAACAAGGUGUUGGAGACCAAGUGGUCUCUGCUUCAGGAGCAAAGUCAGAACACUGUGGUGGCCAAGAACUUGGAGCCAUACUUUGAGUCCUACACAUGCAACCUUCGGAGGCAGCUGGAUGCUCUCCAGAAUGAGAGGGCAAGGCUGGACGCUGAGCUGAAUAACAUACACGAUCAGGUGGACAACCAAAAGCACAGCUACGAGGAUGAAAUCAACAAGCGAACAGCAGCAGAGAAUGAAUUUGUCACCCUCAAGAAGGACGUUGAUGCUGAGUACAUGACCCAUGCGAAUCUCGAGUCCAUCUCCAAAUCUGUGUUUGAGGAGCUCAGCUUCCUUCAGAAUCUCUUUGAGAUGGAGCGGAGCCAGAUUCAGACUCAUGUUUCUGAUACCAAUGUUGUCCUGUCCAUGGAUAACAACAGAUGCCUGGACUUGGACAGCAUCAUUGCGGAGGUCAAAACUCAGUAUGAGGAGAUUGCCAAGAGGAGCAGAGCAGAGGCAGAGUCAUGGUACCAGACCAAGUAUGAGGAGCUUCAAGUGACAGCUGGGAAGCAUGAGGACCAUCUUCGGGACACCAAGAAUGAAAUUUCUGAGCUCACCCGCACUGUGCAGAGACUGCAAGGGGAGAUUGACUCAGUAAAGAAGCAGUGCCAGCAGUUGCAGACAGCCAUUGCUGAUGCAGAACAACGUGGAGAGUUGGCCAUCAAGGAUGCCAAGAAGAAGUUGGGAGACCUGGAAACAGCUCUGCACCACACAAAGGAGGAGCUGGCCAAGCUACUGAGGGACUACCAGGACCUGAUGAAUAUCAAACUGGCCUUGGACAUGGAGAUCGCUACCUACAAGAAGCUGCUGGAGUGUGAGGAGAGCAGAAUGUCUGGAGAGAAUCCAAGUGCUAUCAGCAUUUCUGUGACGGGCAACUCUACCAGUGUUUAUGGUGGGGGCAGCCGAGGAGUUGGCAGUGGCAGCUUUGGGGGUGGGGUCUCCUUGGGCAGCAUUGGUGGAGGAAUGAAGGGGAGCUAUGGAUCCUCCUGUGGUUAUGCCAAGGCAGGGCCUACCACUGGGGGAACAUCCAUCCUGAAGAAGACUACAAGUACCACUGUUAAGUCUUCCACUCGAAGGUAUUAACCAUUCUGUGACAUGUCAAGUUGCUGCUGGUCAUUCUGAUUCCUUGUAAACUUCCCAUUCUAUUUCCCAGUCCAUCUUGAAUGGCUCUUCCUUCCUUUAUAUCCACCCACUCAAACUUUUACAGAGCUUCCCAUUCAGGACUCCCAAAUAACCAUGAAAGUUCCAUUUAUCUAUGUUUUUCACAUCAUAUCUUUUGCAUAUUAUAUUGGCUUUCUAGAGCUUAAGGACAGCUACUGGAAGUGAGAGGAGGCAUUGAGGCCUUCAGUUAAAAUGAGAACGUUGAGUUGGCUAGCUGGCAUAGUGGAAAGACCAUGGGAUUUGCAUUUAGAAGACUUGGGUUUCAAUCUUGGUUUGCUCUGAGUUUCCUCAGUUGCCUGUUCUCAAAAAUGAAGGGGUUGAAUUGGAUCUUCUCUGAGGUCCCUUCCAGCACAAGAUUCUAUGAUUCUCUGGAGAUUAACUCUUUUUUUGGGGGGUGAGGGAUUAGCUUUUGCUGAAUUGCCAAGGCAGCCUCAGUUUCUCCCACUCUCCCAGCCUUGUGUGUGCUGAGUCAAUAUAUUUUUGUACACACAUUGGUGGAUCCCAUGGUCUGAUCAUCAAGCUUCAGAUGUAAGGAAAGGGAGAAGUCAUCUUGCCCUGUUCUCCUCCCACCCCAAACUAAAUCAAAGCUGAAUGUCUUUCAAAACCCACCCUUCCUCUAAUUGUUCUUCUCCUUGCUCCUUUAUAUUGCCUAUGAUGUAUCUCAAUAAAAAGCAGCCAUGUCUCUCA